This is a messenger RNA of Malaya genurostris, 2483 nucleotides long. RefSeq names its product sorting nexin-8-like. The transcript has 6 exons. The coding region runs from base 557 to 2086 and encodes 509 amino acids. The record is from RefSeq and is a predicted model, not a curated record. Gene Ontology annotation, biological process: retrograde transport, endosome to Golgi. NCBI's taxonomy places the organism in Eukaryota, Metazoa, Arthropoda, Insecta, Diptera, Culicidae. Gene Ontology annotation, molecular function: phosphatidylinositol binding.
CCGCACCAUUUGCGUAUACAUUCCGCGUGCCGUGAGGCGUGUUUAUCAGCAGGCGUAUUGUUCUUCACUAAUCGGUUGUUUUUCAGAUUUACUUAUUGUUUUUUUUUUGUGAAGGACGAAGUGCUUGUUCCUACUUUAUCUCGCAGAAACAUCCUGAAUUAAUUUAUUUCUUUAGAUUUUCAGUGCUUAAUGAAUAAUUUUUGUAGUUUCCUAGUGAACAAUUUUCAAAUGAUUGCAAUCCCUCGGUUGUCAGCGACAAUACAGUUUUUAAACGCGAUUGUCCUAAAAUGAAAUAAUAAUACAAUAGAGUUGCACAACAGCUGUUGGCUUGAAGAAGGCGCUUCGAUUAGUAAUUACUGUGUUGCAUUGUAGAGCUAGUGAGGCAGAACGAACGAAACCACAGAUUCUGCUGAAAGUGUGAACGGGAUAAAAUAAGUGUACGGAAAAAUAUCGAUCGCUUUCUGAUUUAAUGUUGGUGUAUAUUGUAACCUUUAAGAUUGAAAAAGUGCAUCAGAAAACAUCCCAAGUACAAAAUCAGUAUUGACUAAAGGAUAUAAUGCCAAUGAAGCUUGAAUCAUCUCCGGUUGCCAUGGUAACUAUUUCGAGUACUGCGCUGUCCAAAAACCUGCAGCAAUCGGAAGAUGCGGUUCGGAUUAGUGAUAGCAACCUCGGUCCCAAUGGCAUUGACUUGUCUCGUUCGCCAUCAUGUGGGGAUACAUUCGUUUCUGCUGCUACCGAAGGGCCUUUAUCUUCUUCGGAUUCAGAAUCUGAAUGCAGUGCGGACGAGGACAUUCAACACGAUACUGUGGGGGUAGCAGCGCGAUCACCGUCCCUAAACAUUAGUAAUCACAAUUCGACUACUGUGUUUGAUCACGGUUGUUCGCUACCACUGGAGAAUGGCGUGGGAAGGCUUCGUCCGAUGUCACCAGGCGAGGGACCGUCUGGAUCGACGUCAAUAUCGAUGUCUAUUGGGUCGAUGGGUGACGAAUUGGGCGAAAGGCGACUCUGUGAACCGAUCAUUGUUAUAACAGUAAUUCCAGAAAAGAAAGGAAUAUUUCUGAAACAUUCAGAAUACGAGGUAAAAGCGAGAGCCUAUGAAACGGUGGUGCGAAGACGCUACAAGGACUUUGUGGCACUGUUCAAUUACCUUAUCGAGAAAUAUCCUUACCGAAUUAUUCCAGCCCUCCCGCCGAAGCAAUUGUUACCAGAUGCCUUGAUCGAAAGCCGUCGUGGUAGUCUGCAAACUUGGCUCACCAUACUGACGAUGCAUCCCGUUCUUGGUAACUCCCCGAUUUUAGUCACAUUUCUAAGCGAUCGUACUCCCGACUACCAGUACCGCAUGAGGGUUAUGUAUGAAAAACAAAUGGACGAAUUUAGUCGUCUGCGAGAAGACGUUGAUUUACCCUUGGAAGACCUGAAACCGUUGGCAGCAACUCGGGAUAGUUUACGGAACGUGCAUCAAUCGUUAAUGCGACUGCGCAAAAUCUUCGAUGAACAGGCAUCACGUGCCGAGCAGCAGGCUCGAGAUAUGGCUGAAGUUGACUUGAUAUUACAGGGCCUUGACGUGCGGAACGUGUUCAGGGAAAAAACGUUUGAAGAAAUGUCACACAGUGCUCAGACGGUGGCAAGACAUUCUGAAACUUACGUCCAGCUUCAGCGGAAUGCCGUCCACGAACGGGUCCACGUGCUGAUAGAGGUACUCGCUGCACAUAGUGAUCUUUGUGAUCGUGUGGAGAAUGGAAUCUUGGCUGAAUAUCAGAAAGCUCUCUCAAAGUUGCAUGUUGCAGGAAAAUUGAAAAUGAGAAGUGACGAACGUGUCACUGCGUCAAACGAUGUACAACGUGACGAAGCGGAACUACCCGAACGUAGGUGCGCUUUUGCAUUGCAGUGUGUGCGCAGUGAAACCUCCCUUACCGAAAGGUAUUUGCAAUCGCUGCCUUCGAUUCUGCUGUCGUAUGCCAACGAGGAAUCCCAGUACCACAGCAAGGUAACCAACAUCGAAUACAUUCGUGCCAAUCGCUGGAAAUAUUUCAUAAAUUUCUCUUUCGCUGCAGAUGUCGAAGAUUUGGCAUCAGCUAGUAGCUAACGAAACUUCGAAAUUGUGCUAAUAUUUAGCUUUUACUAUUGAUAUUGCAUUACUAGGUUAGCGAAAGGGGUUCACAAGUAUUAAACUGUUGAUACAUAAGUUUUAAACGAACGUUACUUUUUUUUGUGGAAUCAGAUGCCAAAUCAGUCUAAUGGCGUUUUCGAUUAUUGCACUGCACUGAACUGGUGUAGCACCGACUACGCUCUCUUGAAUUUGGGUGUAAUCGAGGUAUAGUUCUCUGACCUACAUCGGUGUAGUGUCAGUGUAGAAAACGAAAAUGCUAUUAGAUAGUGAUAAAUUAUUUCAGUGAUAACACGCACAUUCGAUAUGAUCAAACCUUUUUUUUUGUACUUUUAAGCAGUUCAAGUUGAUAUUGUACCGGUAGCAUGAUAAUAUA